AUGGGACCUUGUCAACAGGGCGAGUGUCCCACAGAGCCCCUGCCGCCUGCUCUGUCUCUCGUCCUCUGCGCCAUUCCCACCUUGUCCCUGACAGUCCUCGAGGUGCCCCACGUCCAAAUCACUGAUGCUCAGGGCACAGAAGAGCCUGAUCUGUUGUACCAUGGCUGUUCGGAGGGGAGUUGUUACCCAGCCACAGGAAAUCUGCUCAUUGGAAGGGCCCAGAACUUGACAGCUACAUCAACUUGUGGCUUGGAAGGGCCUCAGGAGUACUGCAUUGUCAGCCAUCUGCAGGACUCUGAGAAAUGCUUCCUUUGCGACUCCCGUUCACCAUCCCUGCGUGAGAACCAUCUUCUUGAGAAUGUCAUCUACCUGAGUGGCCAGGAUGGUGAUCAAACAUGGUGGCAGUCUGAGAAUGGUGUAGAACAAGUCAGUAUUCGCUUGGACCUGGAAGCUGAGUUCCACUUUACUCAUCUCAUAAUGAAGUUUAAGACAUUCCGCCCAGCUGCCAUGCUGAUUGAACGUUCAUCAGAUUUUGGGCAUAGUUGGAAGGUUUAUCGCUACUUUGCUUUCAACUGCUCCAAGCUCUUUCCUGACAUUCCUGUCCAGAUCCCAACACAUGUCAACCAGGCAGUGUGUGACCAGCGAUAUUCUGAGAUUGAGCCUUCUAGCCAUGGCGAGGUGAUUUUCAAAGUGCUGGACCCAGCUGUGAAAGUAGAGGAUCCCUACAGCCAGGAAAUCCAAGAUCUGCUACGUGUCACCAAUUUGCGGGUGAACUUCACAAAGCUGCACACUUUGGGUGACAACCUGUUAGACUCACGGCAUCAGGUGCUGCAGAAAUACUACUAUGCCGUGUAUGAGAUGGUGCUGCGUGGGAGCUGUUUCUGCUAUGGACAUGCCUCUGAGUGUGCUCCUCUGGCUGAAGUGUCAAGCAGAGUUGAGGGCAUGAUCCAUGGACGAUGCAUCUGCAAGCACCAUACCAAGGGCCUCAACUGUGAGCAAUGCAAGGACUUCUACCAGGAGUUGCCAUGGAGACCAGCUGAGGCCCACCAUCCACAUGCCUGCAAAGAGUGCAACUGCAACGAGCACUCUCACCGGUGUCACUUCGACAUGGCAGUGUUCCUGGCCACGGGCAAUGUCAGUGGCGGGGUCUGUGACGAGUGCCAGCACAACACCAUGGGCCACCACUGCCAACUCUGCAAGCCCUUCUACUACCGCAACCCACUGGCGGACAUCCGUGCCAGCACUGCAUGCAUCCCCUGCGACUGUGACCCAGUGGGCUCUUUGGAUGGUGGCGUAUGUGACAGUCAUACGGAUGUGAUGCUGGGCAUGAUUGCCGGUCAAUGCCGCUGCAAAGAUAAUGUCAAAGGCAUGCGUUGUGACAGCUGUAAAGAGGCCUUUUAUGGACUGAGCCAAAAUGACCCUCUGGGAUGCCAGCCAUGCAGGUGUGACCCCCGUGGGAUCAUUGCAGGUGGCAGCCCCUGUGACCACAUCAGUGGUGACUGCUACUGCAAGCGUUUUGUUACAGGAAGAUAUUGCAACCAGUGUUUGCCUGAAUACUGGGGAUUGAGCUAUGACAUGACUGGUUGCCGAAGCUGUGCUUGUGAUUUUGGAGGUGCCUAUAGUAACAGGUGCUCUAUGGAUGAUGGACAGUGCCCCUGUCGGCCUCACCUCAUGGGGCGUCAGUGUGAUGAUGUGCAGCCUGGGUUUUUCUGCAUGCCUUUGGACUACUAUAUGUAUGAAGCAGAACAUGCCACAGGUCUUGCGCCAACCCAUCAGGGCCUACCGGGUGCCUUGCGGCCUGAAGCCCCAGUGGACUGUGUGGAAUAUUACAACGGGGUCCAGAAUGGGCGCAAUAUGAGGCUGCGCCGCCAGCAUAGCACAAUAAGACUCCUACAACAGCGAGGAGCACUCCGGAAAGCCCGGCAGCUUCAGCAGAAGCCUGAUGUAGAAGUUACACCACGGGAGCACACAGGUCACAUGAUUACAUGGACUGGUCCAGGCUUUGCCCGUGUACGGGAUGGAGCUGGCUUAUCCUUUCACAUUGACAACAUUCCCUACCCAAUGGAGUAUGACAUCUUGUUGCGCUAUGAACCUGAGUCUACAGAAGAUUGGGAGGCUGUUGUUAGCGUCAGCUCACAGGCUUUACCAAUGAGCCCACGCUGUGGCAAUGUGCUACCCUCUGAGCAGAUGUACCGGGAGAGUUUGCCGCAUAGUUCCAGGUAUGUACUUCUGCCACGGCCUUUCUGCUUUGAGCCCAGAAACCAUUAUGAGAUCAUUGUACGGUUCCAGCGGGCUGGUGUGACACAACGUCAUCCUGCAGCCUUCAUCCUUGUCGACUCGCUGGUUCUUUUGCCACAUGUGAAGGAGCUGCCUGGUCUCCAUGGUAAUGAUCCAUCAGCAGUGGAGCGCCGAGAAGCGCUAGAGCGCUACACAUGCCUGGAGGCAUUCCGCAUGGCCACCAUGCCUGACCUGGCGGAGACCUGUGCCCACCUGCUAUGCAGCAUCUCUGCACUGAUGCAUGAUGGGGCUCUGCCCUGUCAGUGUGAUCCCCAGGGGUCUACCAGCAGCGUCUGCCACAAACUGGGAGGCCAGUGUCAGUGUAAACCCAAUGUGACGGGUCGGCGCUGUGACCAGUGUGUCCCUGGCACUUACGGAUUUGGACCAUAUGGCUGCAGUUCCUGUGCCUGUUCCCCUGAGGGUUCUGUCUCCAAAAUAUGUGAACCAGUAACUGGACAGUGCCGGUGCCAGCAUGGUGCUGUGGGACGCCAGUGUGAUCAGUGCCCACCAGGCCACUGGGGCUUCCCAAGCUGCAGGCCUUGUCACUGCAAUGGACACUCGGAGGAAUGUGACUUGCACACUGGAGCCUGCCACCAGUGCCGUGAUUACACAGCUGGACGCCACUGUGAGAGGUGCUUGGAUGGUUACUAUGGAGACCCAGUCUUGGGCUCAGGGCAACAGUGCCGGCCAUGCCCUUGUCCUGGGUAUCCAGGAUCUCGGCACUAUCAUGGUAUCUCCUGUCAUGCUGACAGGGAGACCAGCCAGAUUGUUUGCUUGUGUGCUCCAGGCUAUACAGGGCCACGCUGUGACCGCUGCUCACCUGGCUACUUUGGAGCGCCCGAGCAGGAGGGCGGAGCAUGCCGCCCUUGCCAGUGCAACAACAACAUUGACACCAGCGACCCCGAGGCCUGCGAUCCACACAGUGGUCGAUGUCUGCGCUGCCUUUACCACACUGGCGGACCCCACUGCGAUGAAUGCCAGCCUGGUUACUAUGGCAAUGCCUUCCAGCGGAGCUGCCGACGCUGCACCUGCAAUGAGCAAGGCACUCUCCCUUCACAUUGCUCUGAAGACAUCUGCCACUGUGAUCGAACUACAGGAAAUUGCCCUUGCCGUGCAAACGUGGUAGACAAGAACUGUGACAGAUGUGCCCACAACUUCUGGGGCUUUGGCAAUGACUUGGGAUGUCAGCCCUGCAGCUGUGAUCCUGCCCAUUCAUUACGGUCAGACUGCAACAUGUUCACAGGGCAAUGCCACUGCCAGCCAGGUUUUGGGGGGCGUGUUUGCUCCCACUGCCAAGAAGAUCACUGGGGUGAUCCAGAACAGGAGUGUUUAUCUUGUGAAUGUGACCCAGUAGGGUCUGAGAGUUUGCAGUGUGACCGUCUCACUGGAUACUGUCCAUGCCGAGGAGGCUUUAUGGGACAACGCUGCGACCAGUGUCAGCGUGGUUUCAAGAAGAACUUUCCUCACUGUUCUCCCUGCCAUCCUUGCUUCAGUCAGUGGGAUGCUGUGCUGGAGCAGCUCUGGAAACACCUGCGACAGUUGCAGGAUGCAGUCCAAGCCCUGAAGGAAGGUGGCCCCAUACCUGAAGCCAGCAGCAGCCGUAUGCGCAAGCUGGAGAAUAGCCUGGGUCGUGUGGAGCAGCUUCUUGGCGAUGGAAGUAGACCAAGCAGCACACUAUUGCAUGAGCUCAGCACCUUUCUGGCAAAUAUCAGGGCAGACAUGGAUGAACUAUGGCAACAGAUGCAAACCACAGAUUCACAUCUGGGCAGAACUGAGCAGAAAGCUGCAGGACAAAGGGACCAUUUGAGCACACUGAGGCGAGAGCUAGGGGAGCUUAACCGCACAGUCAGCUACCUCAGCAGUGAACUGGGAAAGAUGACAAAUGCAAGCUUCAAUGAGUCUUUCCGUAGCAUCCUGGCAUCCUUCCAGCAGUCAGAACAGGCCCAGCAGCGAGCAAACACUUCAGUUCAAGGGCCACAAAGUCCAGUAGGCCAAGCCAAAUACACACGCCAGGCCACUGUUGAGCUGCUGAGACGCAAGGGAGAGGCCUUUCGCAGGAAUGCAGCUGCUCACCAGAAAUCACUACGUGAUAUCCAGAAAAGGGUUAACAACCUCAACCUGAGCAAGAUCAAUGAGAAAAUCUGUGGUGCUUCUGGAGAAGACAGCUGUGAACAAGCCCCCUGUGGAGGAGCUUCCUGUAGAGACAGCUCAGGCCAACGGCACUGUGGAGGCCCUGGCUGCACCGGAGCACUGCCUGUGUCCAUGAAUGCCGUCUAUACAGCCCAGAACAUCUCUCAGCAGCUGGAGACCAUGGCCAGUCAGUUGGGCACCAUUGCUAAUAAGGUACAAGAUAUCCAGAACUUGGCGCAAGAUGCCAGAAGCCAUGCUCACAACAUUUUGGGCCAUGCUCAAGGAGCCUGGAGCCGUGUGGAGAAGUCAACAGCCAAGCUGAGGGAGUUCAUCCAGAAGAUAAAGGACUUUCUAGCAGAGGAAGGUGCUGAUCCAGAAAGCAUUGAACUUGUGGCACAGCAGGUCCUGAACAUCUCUCUGCCCAGCAGCCAUGAUCAGAUCAACAAUCUGAUUAAGGAGAUCAGGGAUGGAAUCAGCCAGUUGAAGGGAGUGGACAUGAUCCUGAACAGCACCGUGCGUGAUCUGACCCAUGCCAGGGAACUACUGGUGAAAGCAGAGCAGGCUAAGGAGAGAGCAGAAGGGGUGGAGGGAACAAUCACUGAAAUACAUGCAGCACUAGAAGAUGCUAAGGACAAAAUGAGGGCAGCAAAGCAAGCAAUGAAGAGUGCAAAGGAAGUCAUCCGGAAUGUGGAAGGCACAGUCACACAGGCGCAGCAACAGCUCCAGACACUGGUCAACAAGGAGUCCAGUCUGGAAAGCCGUCUUGAGAAGCUGGCACGAGAUGUGACUACCUUACAGAAGAAGUCCCAGGCCAAUCAGCUGCAGGCCCAAGAGGCCAAGGCAAAAGCGGAGCGUGCUACAACUGCUGCAGGCCAGCUAGAAAAUGAGGUGGAGAAAGUAAUGCAGAGAUACCAGAAGCUGCAGGAUGAAUUGGGGAACCAGCCACAGGAUGCACUGCUCAAGCUGAAAAAGUUGAGGGAUGAAGCCCAGAUUCUCUUAGACAAAGCCAACGGCAGCAAGAGAAAGCUGGAAGAGCUGGAGGAGCGCUUUGAGUCCAAUGAGAAAGAAAUGAAAGAAAAAGCAACCCUUCUGCAAGAACUGGAGAGAAAUGUGACAAGCCUUCUGCAGUAUAUCCAGGAAAGAGCCACUGCCUACGCUACCUGCUAGGGCCAAAGCUUCUGUUGCCAGCCCCUUGGGCCUGCUUCCUGCCAACUCUGGACCCUCCCAUGGUAGGCCCUUCCAUACAUAUCAUUGAUGGGUUCCUGUCUGAGGUUCUGACUGUAGAUCCAGGGCCUUAACGUAAUGCAGUUCCUUUCAUCCUCAGCUGAUUGUACCACUUCGGCCUACCUGGGAUCAGGCAUAUCAGAGUGACUCUAAUGUCAACAUCUCAUAGAUACACAAUUAUGUUGUAACUAGUCCAUGUUUUAUCCCAAGACUUGGGAAAAAUUAGGAAGGCCUAUGCCUGAGAGUAUCCACUAUGGGGAUGGAAUAUUUCUAUCCCAGGUCUAUUCAUGGAAUAGUUUCCUUCUUUAGCCAGCCUCUUCCUGCCUUCCAUCAGCUUUUUUGCUGUUGUCAUGAUCACAGAGCACUUCCUGAACCACCCAGGCUGCAAAAGGAGUGGAAAAGAAUUCCACUUGUUCUUGCUCCAGUCUGAUGACAAGUUGCCUGUGAUUUUCAGUUGCCACCUAUCCAAUUAUUUCUUUAACCCCAGGAAACAAAAAUGUUUAGUCCCAGGCCCGAGAUCCCACAACUGUCCUUAUUGUUCAAAAAUUAAUAGAGAUGCAAUACUUCCCCUCCACCAUCACCACCUCCUUAAAAAAAGAGUCAAUGAGAUUCCAAUCUAGGCAAAAAUCAUAAGACUCAGACCCUCCACUGAGAAGAGGUCUUUCUGAUUCCAUUCAUAACUUGGAGCUCCUCCUACCCCACUUCCUUCAUUACCUGAAAAUCCUGAUAACUACCAUCAGCACAAAUAGCAUUUUUGAAAGGAUGACACAAAUUCAUAGAUGAGAUUUUCAUUAAUGGCUGCUCAUUUAUGUUCAGAAGCCUUAUUCCUCUCUUUUUACCUGUUCCUAGGAUCAAAGUAGCAGAGUGUUGUGAGCUAGGUUUCCC
This is a messenger RNA of Varanus komodoensis (Komodo dragon), 6516 nucleotides long. RefSeq names its product laminin subunit beta-2-like. The transcript is spliced from 34 exons. Gene Ontology annotation, cellular component: laminin trimer. Gene Ontology annotation, biological process: basement membrane assembly; substrate adhesion-dependent cell spreading; cell migration. Gene Ontology annotation, molecular function: extracellular matrix structural constituent. NCBI's taxonomy places the organism in Eukaryota, Metazoa, Chordata, Lepidosauria, Squamata, Varanidae. The record is from RefSeq and is a predicted model, not a curated record. Bases 1 to 5574 code for a protein of 1857 amino acids.